Molecule: messenger RNA, 2807 nt
Organism: Boeremia exigua
Lineage: Eukaryota; Fungi; Ascomycota; Dothideomycetes; Pleosporales; Didymellaceae
Product: Zn(II)2Cys6 cluster transcripitional activator
Exons: 3
Coding region: 101-2509 (802 amino acids)
Biological process (GO): DNA-templated transcription; positive regulation of transcription by RNA polymerase II
Molecular function (GO): sequence-specific DNA binding; zinc ion binding; DNA-binding transcription factor activity, RNA polymerase II-specific
Source: RefSeq, a predicted model, not a curated record
CCCUCUACCUACUGCAGCAUGCCCUCUGCCUGCCCGCCUGCCUGUCUGUGACGCUCCUUCCCAUGUGCACCCUUCGCCCUCCACGUGCUGUGCGCCCGCCAUGAAAACCCCGCCCGCUUACCCGUCUGUUGAAGGCACCGACCUGAUGGUCCUGGACACGCCGCUUCUCCGAGUGAGCCGCCCGGUGGCCGCGUGCUCGCGCUGCCGGGCCGCCAAAGUCAAGUGUGAUGGCAAGCUGCCGGCCUGUACAGCCUGUGAAAAGUCGAAUCGUGCGUCCGAGUGCUCGAGCACCAACGACCAGUUCGCCCGGGGCAAGGAGAGGAGCUAUGUGGCCACCCUCGAGGCCCGCGUUGAGCGUCUGGAAAAGAAGAUUGCCGAGUCGAGGAACAGGAGGAAGUCGUCGACCGUCUUGAUGCUGGAUUCGUCUGAGACCUCCACCCCCCGCAGGACCUCGGUCGACACCGUCAAAGCAUCCAAGCCCAUCAGCAAGCGCGCUGCCCGCCGCAAGGAAGCCUCGCAGAUUGACGAGCUGGUGUCGGAUUUCGGCCUUCUCGCCGUCAAUGCCACGGCGAGAGACUUCUACGGCUUCACAACUGAGAUGUCGUAUGCCCGACUGAUCCUGUCUGCUGCAGCCAAGGAGGCGCUCCCCACAGGACUCCACAAAGCCCUGCCCCCAAAGCACGCUGCAACGCCAUUGAUUCAGCACUUUCUAAACAAUGUCUUCACUCUCAUGCCCGUGUUUGAGGAAGCCAUUCUGUACGGAUCGAUAGACGCCAUCUACCAGCAGGGCGACGUUGCAACGCCCUGGGACAGGUGGAUCGUUCGCAUGGUCCUGGCCAUCGCCUGCAUAUCGCAGUCUGAGCAGCGGGGUGACACUCACUACUCCGACGCCGUCGGCCACGUCAAUGCUGCACUGGAGAACGCCGAGCAUGUCCUGCACCCGGGCUACGUGACGAGCAUCCAGGCCCUGGUGCUCUUCACCAUCUACGCCGCCAUGGACCCGCACCACUUCGACAGCUGGACCCUCAUUGGCGCCGCCUCGAGAGCCAUGGUUGACCUGGGCAUCCACCAGGAUCCGUCCAGGAAUGUCACCGUCGCGAAAGGUAAAUUGGAAGUCCGAAGGCGCGUGUAUUGGUGUGUCUACGCCAUUGACCGAUCCACAUCUCUCGUGCAGACCAGAUCGUUCUCGUUCUCCGACGAGUCAACUAACGUGGCUUUCCCCUGCCACAAUACUGCGUCGUCGCCGAGACACAGCUCGCCGCGGACGCCCGUCUUCCAGCAGAACUUCGACUCUGCCCUGGACCUGUUCCGAAUCCGUGAGAUCCAGUCCGAAUGGUACAUGGACCUGUUCCAGUCUGGACGCGACCCCUGGCCCGAGGCAUAUUCCUACAUCUGGAAGCAGUACGCGCGGAUGACUGACUGGUUCAACGACAUCCCGCAAAGCACGCUACCAGCGUUCAAGAUAGGGUUCGAGAUGGAGCUGCUCUACAGCUACGUCUACAUUCUGUCGCCGAGUCCGCGCAUACCGCAUAUUGAUGAGUAUGCCCAGCGGCUGAUCUUUGAGCAUUGCAUCUCAUAUUCUGUCAUACUGCUGGCCAUCCUCAACAAGCCUGCGUCGCCCAGCAAGUCUCCAGUCACGUUUUACGACGCCAUGCGCGCGUACAUGACAGGCAGGCAGUUUGUGGACGUGCUCUCGCGCAACCUAGACGUCAUCCUCAGUCCAGUCCCGCCAUCUCCGCCUGCGACGACGACGAGUCCACCGAUGACUUCAGACGACCCGCUCGCACCCCCCGCGCAGGUCGGGCCACCGCCCUUCCCCGUACCACAGCUGCCAGAAGGGCAGAUGACGCCGCUCGACCCCACCGUGCGCGCCAUCAAUGCGCUCAACGACUACACCCAGAUCCUCUCCAACUUCGGCCUGCGCUUCGGCUUCACCCACUGGCGCGACCGCUUCCAGCGCGAGUCCGCCGCGCUCUCCGCACAGCUCUACCAGCGCAAAUCAACAUCUCCACACACCUCCCCGCCCCACCAGAUCCCCUCCACCUAUCCCCCCCAGUGGGUCCCCAUGCCGUCAGUCUCGCCCCACACGCCCGGCAUCAUGUACCCUGGUCCCACGACACCACCAUCGCUGUUCCCGCAGCAAACAAGCCCCUUCUCGGCCAACAUGUCCUACACAGGCGGCAACCCCUUCGACAACACAUCCACCAGCCCGUACCAGCAGCCUCUCGCAUACGACUCGCCCCAGCAGUCGACCCAGUCGCAGGCCCAGCCGCAGCACAUGUUCGCCACGCCCUCGCCCCAGCCGAUCCCCGACAUGCCGCAGCCCACGGGCGGCACGCGCAGGGCGGUCGUGUACGGGCCAGGCAUUCCGCGGCAGCACUCUGCGGGCGCGGAGAACGGGAAGGAGCACUGGCAGGUGCAGCAGCCGCAGAAUACGCAGGAGUGGAACGGCGCGAGGGACGGGGGAGCCGUGCAGUGGGCGCAGGGCGGACACGGGCCGUGGGGGUGAGGUGAAGGAUGAUCGCCGAGGCAGUCUGCACCCAUGGGCCGUACGACUGCUGCAUCGUACGACUGCCGAGUCGCACGUCGCGAGUCGCCGCACACCGCAUCCCGCCGACUGAAAACACCACCACGGAGAGUAUUCUCGCGGCAGAGUAUUCUCGCGGUAGAGAAUUCCUGCGCUCCAGCCUUCUGGCCCUCGGUCGCGGGCUGACUCGCACCGCACCCGCACCCCCUGUCGCCGAUUCUCCCCGCUCCGACUGCGACCACCCUUCCAGUCCUUCUCAAGUCCUCUGGCACGCCACGAC